Messenger RNA from Linum trigynum, 2563 nucleotides. NCBI's taxonomy places the organism in Eukaryota, Viridiplantae, Streptophyta, Magnoliopsida, Malpighiales, Linaceae. The record is from the annotation of a GenBank genome assembly.
GGAAAGGAAAGUGAGAGCUGAAUGCACUGAUCGUCUCCCUCUCAAAUCCCAAAUCCCUCCUCGCAAUUCACCUCUCCCGUGCCCGGUGCUUUCAGUUGAGGUUUGUUUAUCUGCUUCGCCGUCGCUUACCGGAAUUUACUCCCGCCCUGCUUCUUCUCUAUUCGUCUUCAUCAUCAUCAUCGUCUUAGUUUUUGUUUCUGUGGGUUCGAGGAGUUGGAGCGAUCUGAUCCGUCCGCCAUUUAUUGACUCGGCUGUUUUCACUACUUGCGCAGAUGGCUUCGAACAACACCCCGAAUAUGACUAACGCCCAAUUGGGAUCUUUUCUGGUCAAGUUGGGAGUCGCCGCUGGAGCUGUCGUUUACGCCGCUGCGAACUGCCUCUACAAUGUGGAAGGUGGCCACCGUGCCAUCGUCUUCAAUCGGAUUACUGGCAUCCAUAACAAGACUUACCCAGAAGGAACCCACUUUGUCUUCCCCUGGUUUCAAGUCCCGAUCAUCUAUGACGUCAGGGCGCGUCCUCAUCUUGUGGAGAGUACAUCUGGGAGCCGUGAUCUUCAAAUGGUCAAGAUUGGGCUUCGAGUCCUGUCUCGUCCUGUGGCGGAUCAGUUGCCCACAGUCUUUAGGACCAUGGGUAUGAGUUAUAACGAGAGGGUGAUGCCUAACAUCAUUCACGAAACUCUGAAAGCGGUGGUUGCACGGUACAAUGCCAGCCAGCUAAUCACUCAGAGAGAGGAUGUUAGUAGAGAAAUAAGGAGGAUCAUGACAGAAAAGGCCAAAUAUUUCAACAUUGCACUGGAUGAUGUGUCCAUCACUAGUCUGACUUUUGGCAAAGAGUUCACUGCUGCGAUUGAGGCGAAACAAGUGGCUGCUCAGGAGGCAGAGAGGGCUAAGUUCAUCGUGGAGAAGGCUGAACAGGACAAGAAGAGUGCCAUUAUCAGAGCAGAGGGUGAAGCCAAGAGUGCGCAGCUGAUCGGACAAGCAAUUGCAAACAAUCCUGCUUUCAUCACCCUGAGGAAGAUUGAAGCUGCCAGAGAGAUUGCAAACACAAUGUCGCGUUCAUCGAACAAAGUCUUCCUUGACUCGGGCGAUUUGCUGCUGAACCUCCACGAAUUGGAGAUGAAUGCCACUGGGAAUUGAAAUGAAUGAAUUGAUCUCUUUUUGUUGUUAGGUUUCCUCAUGGAUUCGAUCCUGACGCAUUAUGGAAGGGUUAAAAACUUGUUACGGCGGGUUUAGUAGUAAUCACUAAUCAGGGAUGUAGAUAAGACAGGUAGCUCUGCUGUUUUUUUGGUAUUGGGAGAUCGAAAGAACAAUGGAGUGAGGGGGAUAUCGUCGAGAAACAGCAGGUAGCUUUGCUUUUUUUUUUACUGGAUCUGUGGAUCGGAGGCGGUCCGAUACCUAUGCGCAUGCAUUCCUGGCUUCUCCCACAUAACUACUAGCAUAUAUAGCCGACUAAUUACAUAAUGGUCCAUGAACUUUAAAUUUCUAAUUUGACCGAUUACAAAUCAAGGUUGUUAAAUCGAUUUAGCAAGUAGAAUGGUUAGAUGGGUGGUAAAAUCACUUCGUGCCGUUUAAAAAAAAAAAUGUAGGACUGUGAAUUACCAAGGCAAUUCUGUAGUGCGGCCACUGCAUUGAUACAGUCCAUUUUCUACCGGCUACACCCUGUCUUCGGCUUUCCCCGUUAAUGGGCUGGUCCCUAACCCUACGGGAAGGGACUAGAUAGUGUGACAACACCUCUUGUGUUGUUAUUGUAACAACACUAGUCCCCAACCAAUAGGAAGCUAGGGUUGUGAUGACUUUUUAUUAGAUGAGUUGACCUAGUGUAAAAUCAAAGUAGGAGUAUAAUUGUCAUUAUGAAAAAUAUUUUUAAAUAAUAAAAAAAGAAAAUAAAAAAAAUAAAAGUUUUUUUUUUCGGCCCAAAAUUUUGGUCGCCGGAAUUCGGCCACCGGAAUCUGGUCGCUGAUCACCGGAAUAUGCUUUUAGUCACCGGAAUAUGCUAUUUUCUCAUCGGAAUAUGCCACCGUCGUCGGAAUAUGCUUACCGGCGUCGGAAUCUAGUCAUCGGGGCCGGAAUAUGCCUAUCGGCGUCGGAAUCUGCUCACUGACGGUCAUCGGAGUUUGGUCAACGGUCAACGACCACCGGAUGUUAUGGUCUGCAUUGUGAGAUUUAGGGGUCGUUUGCUUUAUGGAUUUAAAAACGAGGGUUUUGUAAUUUAAAAACCCAAGGAUUUAUCAAGGAUUUGAGGCAUCAUGGAUUUGUAACAAUCCUUUGUUUGUUGAGAUGCUUUUAUCAUGGAUUUAAAGGUGUGGGAUUUACUACUUGAAGUCCAAAAUUACAUUACUAUCAUUGUCUAUAUGCUUGACAUGUUUAUGAUAUGUACACAAAACAAGGGCAAAACUUCAAAAUUACCUCACUAUCCUUUUCUAUAUGUUUUACAUGUUUAUGAUAUGUACACAAAACAAGGACAAUACAUACUAAUAAGCAUAAUGUUGCCACAUGGACAAUAAUAAUAAACGAGAAAAUUUCGUUUAACUUUUAACGUAACAUAAUAAAUUACCAAUUCUGUG